Molecule: messenger RNA, 617 nt
Organism: Dentiscutata erythropus
Lineage: Eukaryota; Fungi; Glomeromycota; Glomeromycetes; Diversisporales; Gigasporaceae
Source: the annotation of a GenBank genome assembly
UCGCAGCAGACUGUGACUCUAAUACAACCUGCAAGUGUCCUAUUGGUUUGACUCAAGGGCAAUACUGUGGUGGUGAUAUUGGCUGCGACAGUGCACAAGUCUAUGAAUGUAGCCCUAAUGGAAAUACUUGUACUUAUGGUAAUCGGACCAGUUGCGAGCAAUGUGGGGCUUUACAGUGUCCAAGUCCUGUUGUUUCGGCAAGUUCCAGUCUAACCUCACCUGAACCUACCUUUCUGAUAAACUCCAGUCAAAUUCAAAAUCCACCCCAACCUACUAGCGUGAAUGCCAGUUCAGUUUCAACCCAACUUGCUAUUGUGACAAACCCCAGUCAAAUUCCUUCAACUGAUAGACCUACAUCAACAAAUUACGAAACUCCAACAACAACGUCACAGCCGUCACAAGAAGAUCCGGCGUCUCCUCAAAAAUUUUUGUUUAUUGGAAUUGGUAGUGGUAUAGGUGGAUUAAUGUUAGUCGGUUCUUUAAUUUUUGCUGGAAUUUUUUUCUACAAGAGAAAUAAAUCUCACCCAAUUCCAACACCUGGAAAUGUGAAUGCUAAUGGCAAUAGAAAAAAAUUAAACCCAAUUCCAACACCUGGAAGCAUGAGAGAUGAAUUAUAA